This is a messenger RNA of Zalophus californianus (California sea lion), 2154 nucleotides long. RefSeq names its product testis-expressed protein 10-like. Lineage: Eukaryota; Metazoa; Chordata; Mammalia; Carnivora; Otariidae. Bases 1 to 2055 code for a protein of 684 amino acids. The transcript has 2 exons. The record is from RefSeq and is a predicted model, not a curated record.
AUGAGCGGGCGUCUUCUAUUCGGCCCUGUUGCCGUCAAGCACUCAAGAAUGACCAAAAAAAGAAAACGCCAAGAUGACUUUCAAAAACAGCAGUUCAACUUCUUCAAUUCCUGGCCCCCAAAAUACGAGCUGAACAAAUUUCUCCAUUUUUUCCUUUGGUACCUGGUUGGAGGAUUAGGCAGUGUGGAUGAAGGCCUCUCAUCUACUGAAAACUUGAAAGGAUUUAUUGAGAUAAUAAUUCCAUUGCUAAUUGAAUGCUGGAUUGAAGCUGUGCCUCCACAACUAGCUGCUUCUAUUGGAAAUGGUAUAGAACGAGAACCUCUGCAGGUUAUGCAGCAAGUUCUUAAUAUUAUUUCCCUUCUGUGGAAACUCUCUAAACAACAUGAUGAAACUCAUAAAUUGGAGUCGUGGCUUCGAAAGAAUUAUCUUAUUGAUUUCAAACACCAUUUUAUGAGUCAUUUUCCAUAUGCCUUAAAAGAAAUAACCAAGCAUAAAAGGAAAGAGACAAAUAAAAGCAUCAAGCAUUGCACGAUUCUCUCCAAUAAUGUAGAUCAUCUAUUACUGAAUUUAACACUGUCUGAUAUCAUGGUCUCCCUGGCAAAUGCCUCAACUUUGCAGAAGGAUUCCAAUUGGAUAGAAAUGAUAAGGAAAUUUGUGACAGAGACCCUUGAAGAUGGCUUUAGGCUAAAUAGUAAGCAGCUGAACAGAUUGCUUGGGGUAUCAUGGAGAUUAAUGCAGAUACAACCCAACAGAGAGGCUACAGAGUCUCUCAUCAAGGCAGUUUAUACAUUGUAUCAGCAGAGAGGCCUUCUCCUCCCAGUUCGGACUUUGUUACUGAAAUUUUUCAGUAAAAUCUAUCAGAAAGAAGAACUGAGAUCUUACAGAGUCAGAUAUCGUAGUAAGGUGUUAUCCCUUUGGCUGGCUGGUUUACCAUUGCAGCUUGCUCACCUUGGUUCCCGAAAUCCUGACCUCUCAACACAGCUUAUUGAUAUCAUCCAUACUGCAGCAGCAGGAGCAAAUAGAGAGUUACUAAAAAGUUUACAAGCUUCUGCUCUGCGAAUCUAUGAUCCACAAGAAGGCACUGUGGUGGUUCUCCCAGCAGAGUCUCAGCAGCGUUUGGUCCAGCUUGUAUAUUUUCUACCCACUCUGCCUGCUGAUUUACUUUCUCGGUUAAGUCGUUGCUGUAUUAUGGGAAGACUCAGUUCAAGUUUGGCUGCCAAGCUCAUUGGGAUACUGCACAUGAGAUCAUCAUUUUCUGGAUGGAAGUAUUCAGUUAAAGACUGGUUGAUGAGUGACGUGGACUAUUUCAGCUUCUUAUUUUCAACACUUACAGGGUUUUCAAAAGAGGAGUUGACUUGGCUUCAGAGCCUUCGAGGAGUUCCUCAUGUCAUCCAGACACAGCUUUCCCCUGUGCUUCUUUACCUUACCGACUUGGAUCAAUUUUUACAUCAUUGGGAUGUAACAGAGACAGUUUCUCACAGUUUCUUGGUUAUCCCUGCCCGAAGCCAGAGCUUUGACAUCCUGCAGAGUGCCAUCAGUAAGCAUUUGGUUGGGUUGACUGUAAUUCCAGACAGUACAGCUGGCUGUGUUUUGGGUGUUAUCUGUAAGCUCCUGGAUCAUACGUGUGUACUUAGUGAGACUCUCUUGCCAUUUCUGGAUUCUUGUUGCUACAGUCUUCUUUAUUUUCUGCUCACUUUAGAGAAAGGAGAAGCAGAACAUCUAAGAAAGAGGGACAAGCUGUGGGGGGUCUGUGUCUCCAUCCUGGCUCUCCUGCCUCGAGUCCUCAGGUUGAUGCUGCAGAGCCUGUGGGUGAACAGAGCUGGGCCUGAGGAGCUGCCUGUUGUGGGCCAGCUGCUUCGCCUGCUGCUUCAGCAUGCACCCCUCAGGAUUCAUAUGUUAACCAAUGCCAUCUUGGUGCAGCAGAUCAUCAAGAAUAUCACGACAUUGAAGAUUGGAGGUAUUCAGGAACAAUGGCUCACAGACUUACAUUAUUGCUUCAAUGUGUAUAUCACUGGGCAUCCCCAGGGGCCCAGUGCACUGAGUACAGCCUAUUGAGUACAGUAAGAGGCUUCAUGGUACCUCCUGUUUGCAAUUGUUUAUUCACAUCUAAUUUUGAAGAGAGACUGAUGUAAUGUUUGUCAUUAAAGCUGAACU